Eublepharis macularius is the source of this 552-nucleotide messenger RNA. It is a transcript of the gene MRPL52, whose product is annotated as mitochondrial ribosomal protein L52. The transcript is spliced from 5 exons. Bases 142 to 534 code for a protein of 130 amino acids. Gene Ontology annotation, molecular function: structural constituent of ribosome. Gene Ontology annotation, biological process: mitochondrial translation. NCBI's taxonomy places the organism in Eukaryota, Metazoa, Chordata, Lepidosauria, Squamata, Eublepharidae. Gene Ontology annotation, cellular component: mitochondrial large ribosomal subunit. The record is from RefSeq and is a predicted model, not a curated record.
GGAUGAGGGGAUAUUUUCAAAAUGGCGGCGUCCACUGCGUUUCUGUGCAAAAAUGGCGGCUGCCGGUUUUAAUUUCUCUGGGCCGCUGUCGUGAAUGCCGAACGCACGUUUUGGUUUCUUUGCUCGUGUUUUAUCGUCAGGAUGGCAAGUUGCGUGACAAGGAAGCUGGGAUCUCAGUUGACAAAAAUUGCUUUGGUGUCUCGGAGCCUCCAUUGCAGUACUGCAUAUCAGGCUGGUAAACUGUGGAGAUUAAAGCAGGGUUUGCCCUGGAACGGUUCACAAUACGGGCCCAUCACAGACCUGCCUGAUUGGUCAUUCGCUGAUGGACGCCCUGCUCCGCCAAUGAAAGGUUAUCUUCGCCGGCAGGAAAAGAACAGAGAGUUUGCACGUCGUGUAGCCAAGCUCUCUUCAGAGAUUGACCAUGGGAUGGAGAAAUGGAAGGCCAAGCAGAGAGAAGAAGAGCAAGAGGCUGAGGCAAAGCAAAGCAACAGACUCCAGCCCAAAGGAAGGUUCCAUCCACUGAUCCCAAAAUAAAUAUUAAUCUGUAUACUA